AUGGAUCGUAGAUGGAUGUAUGAUCGUUAUGAAGAUGUAAAAAGAGGGCAUGUUAAAGAAGUUUUUAAACUUGGGGUUCAGUUGUUUAUUGAUGCAGUAAAACAAAAGCCCGUUGUUAUUAGGGAAGGGGGAAUUAGAUGUCCUUGUGUGGUCUGUCAAUGUAGACGUAUUCGCAGUGUAGAUGAAAUUAAGUUUCAUUUACAUACUAAAGGAUUUCAGCCGAAUUAUUGGGUUUGGACAAGUCAUGGUGAAUCCUUUACAUCGGAGCAAGGUGCUUCAUCAAGCAAUACUGUAUUACCUUCACAAAAUUAUCAGCAUAAUUACCCAGCGGAAUUACCUUCACAAAAUUAUCAGCAUUACCCGUUCAACAUGAUGAACAAUAUGAUAAGUGAUGGUCUUGGGUAUAAUGUGGUGAACGAGUUUGAAGAUGACUAUGAAGGAGAUGAAGAGCCGAAUGCCGAAGCUCAGAGAUUUUUUGAUCUUUUAAAAGAGACCAAUGUACCGUUGUUUGAAGGUUCUACAGACUCGAAGUUAACAGUUUGUGUUAGACUUUUGGGUCUGAAGUCUCAAUAUCUAGUUCCAGAAUUAGCCAUGGACUUGAUCGCGAAACUGGUGCUGGAUACGACAGCCAUCUUCGCUCGCGGUGAUUUGCCGCGAAGUUAUUAUGAGGCAAAGCAGCUAGUGUCAAAGCUAGGACUAGGAGUGAAGAGAAUUGAUUGUUGUGUUAACGGUUGUAUGAUAUUUUAUACCAAUGAAUUUGGUGUUUGUGACGGUGAUUUACUUGAAUGUAAAUUUUGUGAAGAACCGAGAUACCGUCAAACAAAAAAUUCGAGGUCAAGUAGUAGAAAACCGGUACCAAGAAAGACAAUGUUCUAUUUACCCAUAGUACCAAGGUUGCAGAGGUUGUAUGCAUCAUUGCAAACUGCCACAAAAAUGACAUGGCACUCUGAAAAUUAUGAACAAAGAAAAAGGUCGGGUGAGUUGCGACAUCCUUCUGAUGGUCUAGCAUGGAAGCAUUUUGAUCAAGUUAAUCCUGAUUUUGCUUCAGAGCCACGAAAUGUACGAUUAGGAUUAUGUUCUGAUGGAUUUACUCCGUAUACUCAAGUAUCAGCUACUCCAUAUUCAUGUUGGCCUGUUAUUGUUACCCCGUACAAUCUUCCACCCGAAAUGUGUAUGUCAAAACCUUACAUGUUUUUAGCUGCUGUAAUACCUGGGCCAUCUAGUCCAACUGUUGGUAUUGAUAUCUAUUUGUAG
Messenger RNA from Trifolium pratense (red clover), 1254 nucleotides. RefSeq lists its product as uncharacterized. NCBI's taxonomy places the organism in Eukaryota, Viridiplantae, Streptophyta, Magnoliopsida, Fabales, Fabaceae. The coding region runs from base 1 to 1254 and encodes 417 amino acids. The transcript has a single exon. The record is from RefSeq and is a predicted model, not a curated record.